This is a messenger RNA of Olea europaea var. sylvestris, 751 nucleotides long. RefSeq lists its product as uncharacterized. The record is from RefSeq and is a predicted model, not a curated record. The transcript has a single exon. Lineage: Eukaryota; Viridiplantae; Streptophyta; Magnoliopsida; Lamiales; Oleaceae. The coding region runs from base 90 to 557 and encodes 155 amino acids.
CCCCAUUCUAAAGUAUCACAAAUUGCACAAAUACAUUUAUAUACAGACACAGAGAGAGUUUUAUAAGCAAAAACCAGUGAAUAUAAUCAAUGGCGGCAUCCAAAAACUACAGAUUCCUCCCGACGGAGCAGAAACUCACCAAAGAUUCGAUGAUCUUCGAGCUUGACGAGUCCGAUAUCUGGAACACGGCUGCUCGAUCGGCUUCACCGGAGUUCCGGAAAGCCAGUUCGAGAAUCUCCCGAAAGCCGUCUAAGGCGGCGAGGGGAGUCGCCGUCACUGAACCGGCAUCGCUGCCGGUGAACAUACCCGACUGGUCGAAGAUACUGAAGGAAGAGUACAGGGAGAAUCACCGGAGGGACGUCAAUGAGGAUGACUUUUCCGAUGACGGUGAGGAUUCGGAAGAUCGCGUUCCGCCGCACGAGUUUUUAGCGAGGCAAAUGGCGAGAGCGAGGAUCGCUUCCUUCUCGUUGCACGAAGGGAUUGGGAGAACCCUAAAGGGAAGAGAUCUUAGUAGGGUUCGUAAUGCAAUUUGGGAAAAAAUUGGAUUCGAAGAUUGACUUUCAACAUCGAGGAUAUUUUUAUUUUAUUUUUAUCUUGAAUUUCCAUAUUAUUGGCUUUAUUUUUCCACUUUUUGCUUUUUUUUUUUUCUUUUUUUUCUUUUUUGAAAAGCCUUGUGGACUGCCAUGGAAUUACUGCUUUGUAUUUUUUCUUUGAAGAGAAAUUAAUGAAAUUUUGAUCCAGUUAAUUAUCA